Messenger RNA from Suncus etruscus (white-toothed pygmy shrew), 954 nucleotides. It is a transcript of the gene PLAAT4, whose product is annotated as phospholipase A and acyltransferase 4. The transcript is spliced from 4 exons. NCBI's taxonomy places the organism in Eukaryota, Metazoa, Chordata, Mammalia, Eulipotyphla, Soricidae. The coding region runs from base 171 to 656 and encodes 161 amino acids. Gene Ontology annotation, biological process: N-acylphosphatidylethanolamine metabolic process. Gene Ontology annotation, molecular function: glycerophospholipid phospholipase A1 activity; A2-type glycerophospholipase activity. Gene Ontology annotation, cellular component: cytoplasm. The record is from RefSeq and is a predicted model, not a curated record.
CAGCCUGUGGAACUGGAGCAAACAUUCUUUCUCCCGGACAGAAAAUUGCAGUUUGAGACUUCUGAGGAAGUGCUGACGCCAGCUGAGGAAAAUGAAAGAGAAACUAUCUGCUCUGGAUUUCAAGCUGGGCAAAGAGCUGCAGACUUCACUCCAUUUUCGUUUCAGCAGCAAUGGCGCUGUUUCGUGAAGAGUUCGAAAUUGGAGACCUGAUUGAGAUAUUCCGUAUCGGCUACCAGCACUGGGCCAUCUUCAUGGGGAACGGCUACGUGAUCCAUCUGGCACCUCCAAGUGAAUAUGCAGGUGCAGGCUCCUCCAGCAUCUUCUCAGUGCUGAGCAACCGGGCUGUGGUGAAACGGGAGCUGCUGACGGAAGUGGCAGGGAACUGCCACUACAAAGUCAACAACUUCCUGGACCAUAAGUACCCCCCAUUGCCUAAAUACCAGAUUCUCAGUGCUGCCAAGGCAAGGCUUGGGCAGGAGUUGCCAUACUCUUUGUACUCUGGCAACUGUGAGCAUUUUGUCACGGGUCUGCGCUAUGGCCACUCUUGCUCUAGUCAGGUGGAGACUGUGGAGACUGCAACUUUCCUGACACUGGGAUUAGGAGUUCUGGGCAUUUUAGGCUACUCCAUCAUGAAGCAACGCUCCCAAAAACAGUGACAGCCUGCAGGGACCACGUCCAGCCUGGGAACUUGGGGAGACAGAGGCUGAGGUUCCUCAACUUGACUCAUGCUGGGUCAGUUCUCAUUGUAGCUGAAGGAGAGACUCAGAAUUCUCUGAGAGAAGAAUCCAGAAAUUUCUCCAGGGCAUCCUCAGAAAAGACUUCCUUUGCUUUAGCUUCUGGUCCCAAAAGGAAGAGCAGAUCAAAUCAGGCUCUGGUGCUGCAAUCAACAUUUUUGAAGCUAAGAAACAACUCUUUAUGCUGAAUGGGAUCCCCUGAGCACGAAUGUCCCAAAGA